Molecule: messenger RNA, 739 nt
Organism: Camelina sativa (false flax)
Lineage: Eukaryota; Viridiplantae; Streptophyta; Magnoliopsida; Brassicales; Brassicaceae
Source: RefSeq, a predicted model, not a curated record
ACAGAGGCUCGUUUUUCUCCGGAAGGUGACCCACUUCGAAACUCAUCCUUUGAUGGGAUAUUGGGACUUGGGAGUCUUCAAAUUUCUACGACAGAAACUACUCCUGUCUGGGAUUCGAUGAUGCAACAAGACAAGAUUGAAAAGAAAAUUUUCUCCAUAUGGUAUGGGAGGUCUAAUGACGCUGGAGCAGGAGGAGAGAUAAUGUUCGGAGGCACAAACCCAGCUCAUUAUACGGGAGAGCACGUUUAUGUCACCGUGGACGAGGUCGGACACUUCUUCCAAAUGAACAACAUAUUCGUCGGAACCAUAGACACUUAUAAAUGCUCUACAGGCUGCCAUGUGUUUGUUGACUCUGGAACUACGAACAUUCUUGGUCCACCGGAUAUGAUCAAGGACAUUAAUAGGAGAAUCGAUGCAGCACCAAAUUGCUCAAAUUAUGAGAACCUGCCUGAUGUAACCUUUACAAUAGAAGGAAGGAGUUACUCAGUCAGUCCACUUGAUUAUAUACGUAAGGUUACAAAAAAUGUCUGCACAAGUAGAUUCAAGGGAUACAAGAAUAAUUUCUGGAUACUUGGGAUGCCAUUCAUACGAGCCUUUCAUACGGUGUAUGACUACGAGAAACUACCAAUUGUGAGAAUUGGCUUUGCUAAGUCGGUUUAGAUUCUUACUAGAACUAAGGGUGUAUGAAUGUUUCUGAUAUGUACUGAUUAAUCAAUAUAUUUUCACCAUCAAAGUAUAA